AUGGGUGCAUCAGGCUUAGGUUCUGGUUUAGCAAAGUGCAUUAAUCUCUCAAAUUUGACACUUUAUCUUAGUUUGAAUGAUUUUGGUGGCAAAUUUGCAUCAGGCUUAGGUUCUGGUUUAGCAUAAUGCAUUAACCUCUCAAAUUUGAAACUUAUCUUUAUAAUAUCUGACUCUUUGGAUGAAUCAUAAGAACUCAAACUAAUAAGCAAGUGUCUUAAAUCAAAAAGAUUAGUUGUCUAUAAGAAAAAAUUCAUAUACGACUACUGA
Molecule: messenger RNA, 267 nt
Organism: Tetrahymena thermophila SB210
Lineage: Eukaryota; Ciliophora; Oligohymenophorea; Hymenostomatida; Tetrahymenidae
Exons: 3
Source: RefSeq, a predicted model, not a curated record